Messenger RNA from Hippopotamus amphibius kiboko, 900 nucleotides. RefSeq names its product taste 2 receptor member 1 (gene TAS2R1). Gene Ontology annotation, biological process: sensory perception of taste; detection of chemical stimulus involved in sensory perception of bitter taste; G protein-coupled receptor signaling pathway. The transcript has a single exon. Lineage: Eukaryota; Metazoa; Chordata; Mammalia; Artiodactyla; Hippopotamidae. Gene Ontology annotation, cellular component: membrane. Gene Ontology annotation, molecular function: bitter taste receptor activity; G protein-coupled receptor activity. The record is from RefSeq and is a predicted model, not a curated record.
AUGCUGGAGCCUCACCUCAUUAUCCACCUUCUUUUGGCAAUGAUACAAUUUCUCACUGGGGUUUUAGUAAACGGCAUCAUCGUGGUUGUGAACGGCAUGGACUUGAUCAAACAGAAAAAAAUGAUUCCGUUGAAUCUCCUCGUUUCCUGCCUGGCAAUUUCCAGGAUUUGUCUGCAGCUGGCCGUCUUCUCCAUUGACCUGGCCUUUCUUUCCUUGAUCUAAUUCCCUCCGCUUACUGAGAAGUUUGCGGUUCUCACAUUUGUAAAUGACUUGGGACUUUGGCUUGCCACAUGGCUCAGCGUUUUCUACUGCGCCAAGAUUGCCCCCGUUGCUCACCCACUCUUCUUCCUGUUGAAGAUGAAGAUCUCCAAGCUGGUUCCUUGGCUCAUUCUUGGAUCUCUGCUAUAUGCAUCUAGCUCUGCUUUUUUCCACAGUAAAAAUAGAUGGGCAUUUUCCAAAGAAGACUUCCUGGGCCUUUUGUCCCCAAAUGCAACCACUCAAUUCAAAGACAUACCUGCUUUACAGUUUGCCUUUCUUUUCGUUGGGCACUCACUACCAUUACUUAUCUUCCUGAUUUCUUCUCUGCUGUUGCUAUUUUACCUGGGGAGACACACCUGGCAGAUGAGAAACACAGCAACAGGCCCCAGGACCCCCGACAUGCGUGUGUACAUCAACACCCUUCUCUCCAUCCUGUCCUUCCUGGUCCUCUACCUGUGCCACUACAUGACAUCUGCUUUGCUUUUUUAUCGAAUUUUCAACCUUAGAAGCUUUAUAUUCCUGUUUCUCAUCUUCAUGGUUGGUUCAUACCAAUCUGGACACUCUAUUACCUUAAUUUUAGGAAAUCCUAAAAUGAAACAAAAUGCAAAGAAAUUGCUCCUCCCCAGAAAGUGCUGUCAGUGA